This is a messenger RNA of Monodelphis domestica (gray short-tailed opossum), 1881 nucleotides long. It is a transcript of the gene C3H19orf25, whose product is annotated as chromosome 3 C19orf25 homolog. The record is from RefSeq and is a predicted model, not a curated record. NCBI's taxonomy places the organism in Eukaryota, Metazoa, Chordata, Mammalia, Didelphimorphia, Didelphidae.
GUGUUUCUUCUGAAGCUGGUUCAUAAUGGCCAGAGCAGAAUAACUGCUGUCUUCCUGCUUCUGUUCCAAGUCCAUGUUCUGCUUUUUUAUUUAUUCAUGUCACUCCCCUAUUCCAGGUCUUCAGAGACUCUCUAUUGUCCCUAGAUAAAAUACAAACUCUUGCUUCAUAAACUGAUUCUAGCUUGUCCUUAAAUUAAGAAAAAAGACAAACUUAUUCUGUAUUGCUCACUAUCACACACGCCACCUUUCAUGAAUAAUUAAUAAUGAAAAAGGAUUAAUAAUGUAGCAAUAACAAUCUUUCUAUAUCACUUUAUGGGUUGCAAAGUGCUUUACAUGUUAAUACAACUGAGCACCAUAGCAUAUGCUAUUAUUGUCCUGAUUUUGCAGAUGAGGAAACUGAGGCUGGGAGGUUGGAAUUUAUUAAGUGGCACCUUCUUUGGGGCUAGGUCUCCCUUAACCUGUAAAAUACAGGCCUUGGCUUAUGAUUCCUGAGAUAGCGUCCUUUUUUCCAGUUUUAUAAUCCUAGGAAUCUACUUCGAGGUUCCUAUCCUCAAGAAGCUUACCUUCUACUCUGCCCCACCCCUUACUAUCACGUGAUUCACACACCACCACCCCCGCCCCGAAGGGAGGGGUUAGAGGAGGAAAAAGGAGGCGGCGAGGUCAGAAGGCCUUUAGGCCCAUAUCUGCAGCUUGUUAGAGGAGAGGCGAAGAGAAGAAGAGGCGGGGCCAGAACGAACGAGCUCGUACCCUGCGCCCAGAGACUCGUGCUCGGCGGUGGGCGGGACCGGAAAGGAGGGAAAAGGACGCGUGCUCGGUGGUGGGAGAGGCCAGAGAGGAGCCUUCUCUGCCUGAUGACCUCUAAGGCCAGAAAGCGAGUGGUCCUUCCCACAAGACCAGCUCCACCCACAGUUGAACAAAUCCUUGAGGAUGUUCAAGGUGCUCUGCCCUCUGAUCCAGUUUUCACCUCCUUUACUCCACAAUCCCUGGAAGAGAUUUCGGCCCCUCAGGAGAUUGAGGACCCAGAGGCAGAAAGGGAACGGCAGUACCAGCAAAGUCGUUCCUAUGUGGCCAUGAACCAUCGGCUCCAGUUGGCCUGUGGCCUGCUGAAACAGAAGUGUGAGGAGCUGCGGCAGGCUGGGGACAACCUUGAGCAGGACAUCUUAGAGAUGAAGCAGAGGGCCCUCUUGGGUGCACAAGGUUCCAGCUGUCUUCCCAGUAUGGAUUCCUCAGGUUGAUGUCAUGCUUUUGGAUUUAUUUUUGGAAGUGAAAUUCAGGACUUCAGUGUCUACAGAGACAAAAAAGCUUUUCUGGAAAUGGCUUUUCCAAAGCUUAGUGGGUUGAUUUUCCUCCAUGCUUUUCUAUUCUUCAGUCCAACAUCCCUUUCAGAGUACAUUCCUGGCUGGGGGAGGGACAGAGAAAUAUCGUAGCAGGACAUCUACUCCUGGCCCUAUAAAGAGGGCACGGAUGCUAGUGUCAGGAUCUGAAGACAGUCAUUACCCCCGCCUUGGAGUCACCCGGGGAGGUCAGGACUGACCUGGGCCAGUUUGAGUGCUUCAUGGUAUCCAGAACAGAAUCUAAACCAGACCAUGGAACUUGGAAACCAAGUCAUUAGCUGCUAUCUCCAAGGAUGAAUCUUCCGAGAGACACUGCUCGAUCACCAGAGAAGAAUGCUGACUCCAGGAACACAUUCAUUUCAUUGUCAUAGCUCCCAGAAGGAUUAUCUCGUGCUUCCAGCACAGUGUCUUCCUGUUCUCUAUAUGCAGGCCUCUAAGUCCUAUUAUAUCCAUGCCUUUUACUUUUCAAAAGUUGGUCAUGUUUAUGCAUGCUGCCUCUGGUGGUCUUGUUGAUUUUGUUGCCCUCAUUAAAUCAAAAUUGUCCAAA